Molecule: messenger RNA, 1893 nt
Organism: Purpureocillium lilacinum
Lineage: Eukaryota; Fungi; Ascomycota; Sordariomycetes; Hypocreales; Ophiocordycipitaceae
Molecular function (GO): acyl-CoA dehydrogenase activity
Source: RefSeq, a predicted model, not a curated record
AUGGAAUCCUCUGGCGCAGACAAGGGCUUCUUUCAGAAGAAACCGGUCCUUCCGAACCAGUUUUACGACGAUGCCUCGUUCCAGCGAUGCUUCAAGUUCUUCCUGCCCGCUAAUGUGAGGGCCAAGAGCGAGGCCGACGUUGCCGCCCUGGGCCACGAUGUCCUCACCGACCAGAUUUUUGCGUGGGUUACCGAUGCCGAACGUAAUCAGCCGUACGUUCGAGGCAGCGGGCGCGAUGUCUUUGGCCAGCGGGCUGGCGAGUUGAUCUGCACCGAGGGAUGGAGGGAACUCCAGAACUUUGGCAUUACCAAAGGAUUGGUGGCUACUGGCUACGAAACUCCGUAUGGAGCGUUCGCACGGCCUCUUCAGUUCCUCCGCUCGCACCUCUGGGUUGCUUCCUGUGCCAACGUCGGUUGCCCUUCUGCCAUGCAGGAUGGCGCCGCAUGCCUGCUCAAGAAGCACCUCUCGAACCCCAAGCUCUCUGCUCAGCUGUCGUCUGAGCAGCGGAAGGUGUUUGAAGAUGCCUACAAGCGACUUACGUCUCGAGACCCAGCUGUCGCCUGGACUAGCGGCCAGUGGAUGACGGAGCGACCUGGAGGCAGCGACGUCUCCCGGACUGAGACGACUGCCGUUCAUCAGCCCAGAAAUGUCGGCCUUGCGUCCAAGCAGCAACAACUCCCGCUCGGACCCUGGAGCAUCAACGGCUUCAAGUGGUUCUCCAGCGCAACCGACUCCCGCAUGACGGUCCUGCUCGCACAGACCCAAAGUGGACUGUCCGCCUUCAUGGCUCCCAUGCGAAAGCACGAUCCCACGGCUACAACCAUGACGGGCCAGCCCCUUACCGACGGGGAGUGCCUCAACGGAGUGCAGAUUUCGCGCCUCAAGAGCAAGUUUGGCACGCAGUCGCUUCCCACCGCAGAGCUUGUGCUGGAGGACAUGCGCGGCUGGCUCGUCGGCCAAGAGGGCCGAGGUAUCCACGAGAUCACCGCCAUUCUCAACUUGACGAGAAUCCACUCGGCCAUCAGCGCCGUCGGCAGCAUCGGCCGUGGACUGGGCGUCGCGAGAGCUUACACGCUCGUGCGAGAGAUCGGAGCUGGAAAGGGCGCACGCAUCAGGCUGGUUCAGAGCUCCCUGCACAUGCGAACCCUGGCCAAGAUGACGGCAGAGUACCACGGCCUGAUGCUUCUCAGUUUCUUCGCGUCGUACACUCUCGGAAUCACGGAGCACCCCGGCGACAAGCCCGCUACGCCUGCCCUCGCUGCCCUCACACCCGAUGCCAAGCUGGCUGAGCCGCUGUUGCGUGUGCUGACGCAACUCACCAAGGCCUACGUCUGCAAAGCUUCGAUCCCGCUCAUGUUUGCCUGCAUGGAGGCUCUCGGCGGCGUGGGCUACCUGUGGAACGCCGAGGCCGAGUACAUGAACCUCGGCCGCGUAUUCCGCGACAUGAGCGUCGGAGCCAUCUGGGAGGGCACAACUGACGUGCUGUGCACGGACUUCGUCAGGGCGCUCAAGCAUCCCAAGGGCGGCGCCGACUCCCUGGCGGCGUUGGAGGAGGUCAUCAAGAAGGGGAGCGCGUUCCAGGGCAAGCUGCCAAAGCCGAGUGGCUGGGAUCCCGUGUCGCAGUUCAACAAGCUCAAGGCGCGGUUCGGCGAGCCGCAGGCAGAUCUCAUGGGAGAGGGCAGGGAGCUCCUCUGGGGUGUGGCCGACAGUCUGGUCUCGGUGCUGCUGUAUGUUGACGCCGCCACGGACGGCAACGCAGCGACUGCGGAUAUUUUGCAUCGCUUCCUGGAAAGCAAGUUUGGCGUGGCGCGGACGCGGGGCAGUCCGAAGGAGGAACUGGACAAGGAUCUGGCCAUUGUGUAUGGCACGGACGGAGUUGCGGCAAAGCUGUGA